Messenger RNA from Rhizoctonia solani, 2106 nucleotides. RefSeq lists its product as uncharacterized. The transcript is spliced from 13 exons. Bases 1 to 2106 code for a protein of 701 amino acids. NCBI's taxonomy places the organism in Eukaryota, Fungi, Basidiomycota, Agaricomycetes, Cantharellales, Ceratobasidiaceae. The record is from RefSeq and is a predicted model, not a curated record.
AUGGAUCCUGGGCUCCUAGCCGAGUUCAAGCAGUUCCUAGCGUUCAGAGCAAUCCAACGCGACGACACAGUAAAAGGCCACGAGCUCAAUGAAUCUCGGGGUUCGACACUUGGCCAAUUGUCCAGCCCUGUGGAUUCAGCCGAGGAUCGAACCCUCACACCUCUGCCGCCUUCGCCGGACAGAGAGACUAGUAGUAGCAAACCCAACAAUAACGGCUUCCCCAAGAAGCGUUUAGAGCUCGAAAACACAUACACCCGGUCCAGUCCUAAUUCCGAGAAACAGCCCGAAUCCGUACUUGAGCGUAGUACAACCCCCCGCGCUUUUGCUCGGCGCGACAAGCAGGCGAGACAGAACCGCCUGUUAUCCCCCACUCCACCUCCUAUUCCCACCCCUUCUCCUGAUGCGACACCAGCUCCCUCCAACUCCCGCAAACGUGGUCGCUCCCCAUCCCCUGUAUCAGGACCAUCCAAGCGUCGCCAAACCAACAACGACCACAGCAACGCACCGCCCCACCCAUACGACACUUGCGAAACGUCUUACGAAAAUCGACCGGGGAAGCGUGGGGGUCGUGUAUACGAGACCGUCAACGGCACACAGCAAAUCAAGCGAACUUUGAUGGAACGACUCAUCCAUCGACACAAGAAGUAUGAACACGUGCUCAAACAUGGGCACCUGUUUGGGGAUAAGCACGGGUUCUAUUUUAACCCUUAUAGUUUCAGCGCCGUGAACGAGGCAAACUGCCAUCGGAUCGAAAAACCCAAAGGCUAUCAGCCCGGCCGUGGAAACCACGAUCCCAUCCAUGUCGCUAUUGGAUUACGGGACGACUAUGAUUUCUCAUCAGACAUUCGGCUCGUCCGCAAGGCUGCAAUUAAGUUCCGCCCAAGGAACUUGACGCUUAAGCCGGGUCAGAAGCUCACGCUCAAGCACUAUGGCCCGUCGACGAAGAAGAAAAUUAAUGAUUAUAUGUACAAACGAUUUCCUUUCUUGUACCACACGCGCAAUGAGUCGGGCGAGGAUAGCUGGGCAAUCGAUGCGAUGCUGAGCUCGUAUUUUGCCUCGAACAGUGCUUACACAAAGGCCGGCAAAAACAAGAAAGCGAAACUAUAUCUCAAGCGCAAUGAGUCUGGGGGACAAGACGACCAGGACGGGAGAGACGAGGAGGACAAUGGGGAUCGAGAUGAUUACCAGGACGUUGAGGACGAGAACGACCCUGAUACUAACAAGGCUGCCUACCAGGACGACUACAUCCUCAACGCUCGUCGUCUCAAGACCACCCAGACGGCACUUCCUUUGAAUUUCCUGCCCAAAAAACGAGCCGACCACGACCUCGAGAACAAACGGCCCAAGGCACGUGCAGACAGACGCUACGAUAAGGACGAGGAUGACGAGGACAACGAGGACGACGAGGACGACGAGGACGAGGAACCGGACUUGCCGCCCGAGCCAACCCCCGCUCAGCGCCGACGUGCCGAUAAGGUUGUUGCACAAGAAACCGCCCGCAACAAGACUUUCAGCAACUCUAAGGGCAAGGCGGGAGCAAAGCCGACAGCUGCGUCAAAGCCUGGUAAAAGGGAAAGGAGCUGGGGGCUUUACCGGAAGCUUCCAAGUCAAGCGGCCGUCGUCACAAGGAAGCGAAGGGUAAUAGUGACGAGGAUGAGAGUCAGGAUGAGGACGACGAACAGACUACAAAUAAAAGUCUACUGUGCUGCAGGUGAACGCGAGAGAACACAAGGUCAACAGGAAGGGAAGCGUAAACAGCUUUCACCGACGGUGGAUACCGACGAGGAUGCCGAGAAAGAGGAGCUUGAGCCCCCACGUCGGAGGCGCCCGCCCGUGAAGGUGCGUCAGACGCAGCAAGACGAUCACGAAGAUGAAGAGCUCCCGCCCCUGCCUCCUCGCAUUACUCACAACUCGAGCUCAGCAAAGCAUACCCGCUUGAUGGAUGAGCCUCAAGUCGGCCCGUCAAAAUCAGCCAUAGAAGCCGUUCACACGACCCAGAUCGACUCAGAACAGCUUGUUAACACGGGCAAGGCAAAAGCGGUUGGAGUUAUCAAGAUUAAACGGCCACCGCAACACUCCUCUCGCGAACUUCGUCCUCGUACUUAG